AUGUCCGGCUGCUCACCCUUGCUAGGCGACCUGCUCAACUCCAAGCGGAAGGCAUACGAACAGCAUCUCACCGAAGUAAAGAUCAAGCGCACUGCCAUCACCUGCUGCCUCUGUCGAGCCCAAUCCCACCUCGACACCGACCAUCGCCGCAGCCUCAAGAGCGUCAUCUGCGUCUGCACUCACCCGUUGUGCGCCUGUUGCCCCGUCUGCUCCGAUGUCUUCACCCAGCUCAAGGGCUUCCGCCACCACAUCGCCGCCUCGGAUCGAUUUCUAUACUCGUACGGCUUCUACUGCGACGGAUGCGGCGCUUCCAACAAGGUGACUCCUCUGCUCCAACCGCGCGCCACCCCUCCCUCAACCCCCGACUCCUCACAUCGCCUCCGCCCCCGCCCGCCCACCAAAGAGUGGACUGUCGACUUCACCUGGCGGAGAUGCCGCUGGUGCGAGCAACGCUGCCACGAAAAGUGUCUGAUGUACCGCAUCCAGCCGUGGGAGCAUGUCUCGGAAGCCUCCAGGAGCCCCAAGCGGAGCAGAAAGGAUUACGACAACCAUUCGAGUGACAUCAAAGCCCGCAUCGCCACCGGACAUCCCACUUCCCCGCUAGCCCUGUACACUACCGCCUCGGAUGAUUAUGACUCCGACGAUUCCACUUGCUCCAGCACCCACACCACAUCCCGCAGCCUCACCGCUGAAGAGAUUGAGACGCUCGAAUACGCCAUGUGA
Molecule: messenger RNA, 723 nt
Organism: Lasiodiplodia theobromae
Lineage: Eukaryota; Fungi; Ascomycota; Dothideomycetes; Botryosphaeriales; Botryosphaeriaceae
Product: Surface antigen-like protein
Exons: 1
Coding region: 1-723 (240 amino acids)
Source: RefSeq, a predicted model, not a curated record